Pseudocercospora fijiensis CIRAD86 is the source of this 3142-nucleotide messenger RNA. RefSeq names its product glycoside hydrolase family 65 carbohydrate-binding module family 32 protein. Gene Ontology annotation, biological process: trehalose catabolic process. Gene Ontology annotation, molecular function: carbohydrate binding; alpha,alpha-trehalase activity. Gene Ontology annotation, cellular component: fungal-type cell wall. Bases 11 to 3055 code for a protein of 1014 amino acids. The record is from RefSeq and is a predicted model, not a curated record. The transcript has a single exon. Lineage: Eukaryota; Fungi; Ascomycota; Dothideomycetes; Mycosphaerellales; Mycosphaerellaceae.
CGCAGAAAACAUGCUGUGGUGCUCAUUCGCCAUUGCACUGGCCGCGGUGUUGAAGGCCAGCCAGGCAAAGCUGUACGACACCCGUUUCAAGGCCACAACAUGGGAUAGUGAGACUUGGAAAAUCAAAACCACUCUCCUCGAUCAGGCUCAGUAUCAGUCCCGAUUUUCCUUGGCCAAUGGCUACUUGGGCAUCAACGUUGCAGCUGUUGGUCCAUUCUUUGACGUUGAUGAGCCUGUCAACGGAGACGUCAUUCAAGGAUGGCCUCUUUAUGAUCGAAGACAGAGCUUCGCGACGAUAUCAGGAUUCUGGGAUUCGCAACCUACCACGAACGGGACCAAUUUUGCCUGGCUAAACCAGUAUGGUGGCGAGAGUGUCAUUUCUGGAGUCCCACAUUGGGCUGGCCUGCCUAUUCAAGUUGGAAGCGAUCUUCUCGAUGCAAGUGUGCCUGCAGAGCAAAUCUCGCAUUUCAGCUCAACGCUGGACGUCCGCAAUGGAGCUAUGUACUGGAACUAUACGUGGACCCCCAGCAGUGCCUCUCCCAUCCAUGUCUCAUACGCCAUGUUUGUGCAUAAGUUGCAUGUCAACCAAGCAGCAGUACGAUUGCAGCUCACCGCGAGCGAAGAUACCAAUGCCACGAUUAUCGAUCUGCUCGAGGGAGAUUGCGCGGUGCGAACCAAUUUCGUGGAGAAAGGCUCUUUCCCAGUCUGGCCGGUCAUUUGGAGUGCAGUAUCUCCCGACGGGCUCAGGAAUGUCACGGCAUAUCUAUUUUCUGCCCUGAUCGGAGACGAUCAUGCCGUCUCUGGCAGCCGUAAAAUCAUUCAAGAAGGAGAUGUUGUUGGUGGCAACAGCUCUUCAAUCGCGCAAUCGAUACAAGUUGCACUCGCUCGCGGCACCACAGCUACAGUGACCAAGUAUGUCGGAGCAGCCUCAGGUGAUGCUUUUGACGAUCCAUCCUCUGCGGCUUUGAACGCAAGCUGGUAUGCGGCAAGCGAAGGUUAUGAUAAGCUGUACGCAUCACACGUCGCUGAAUGGCACACGGUCAUGCCAGAAGAUAGCGUUGACGACUUCCGAGAUGAGAACGGUGAUUUGCCCGACAAUCUGGACGUGCAAGAGCUGGCAAUAACUGCAGUGACCAAUCCAUUUCAAUUGUUAGAGAAUACCAUCAGUGCCAAUGCCGUCUUGGCCGCAGGAAACAACACGCAGCUUGCAAAAAACAGCAUCAGCGUGUGUGGUCUUGGCGGGUCUUGCUAUGCAGGUCUUGUGUUCUGGGAUUCUGAAGUGUGGAUGCAGCCGGGUCUGGUUGUCUCGUUCCCCGAUUCGUCCAAACAGAUCGCUCAGUACAGAGUUGAUCGUGGCCCACAGGCACGUCAGAACGUCUUAACAGCAUAUCAGUCAAGCCAGAACGAGACUGGCAAGUUCUCUUCCGAAGGAGCUGCCUACUCUUGGACCAGUGGACGAUUCGGCAACUGCACUGGCACCGGCCCAUGCUUCGAUUACCAGUACCAUCUCAAUGGCGAUAUUGGUCUAGAGUUCUUCAAUUAUUGGGCAGUCACCGGAGACACCGACUACUUUCGACACCAGCUCUUCCCAAUCUACGAGGCAAUCGCACAGUUUUACGCUGAUCUCGUCACUUUCAAUGAGACGACUGGAUUGUAUGAGCUGUAUAACGCCACCGAUCCAGAUGAGUACGCGAACUUCCAAGACAAUGUUGGAUACACCAUGCUGCUUAUGCAGAGCCAUCUCAACAGCACCAAUGACAUCCGUGAGCGGUUCCGCAUCGGAGUAAAUGAGACCUGGCAGGACAUCUCCAACCUGAUCACGAUCCCAGUCUCCCAUGAUGCCAACAUCAUUUUGGAAUACAAAACUCAGAAUGGAAGCAUCGAGGUGAAGCAAGCCGAUAUUGUGCUCGUCGACGACUUUCUACAAUGGCCAAACCCGUAUACCCUCAGCAAUCUCGACUACUAUGCUGCUGCUCAGUCACCAGAUGGCCCGGCCAUGACGUAUGGAGUGUUUAGCAUUGUCGCAAACCGAGAGAGCCCCUCUGGCUGCUCGUCGUACACCUAUGAUCUAUAUGGCUCGCAGCCUUACACACGAGGACCAUGGUUUCAGUUCAGCGAGCAACUGAUAGACGACGCUUCAGCUAAUGGCGGUACGCAUCCCGCGUUCCCAUUCUUGACCGGCGUCGGCGGCGCAAAUCGUGUUGCGAUCUUCGGCUACCUUGGCUUGCGAUUGAACGUUGACACUCUCAACGUGGACCCUUCUCUGCCGCCUCAAAUUCCGCAACUGUCGUAUAGAACUUUCUAUUGGAAUGGCUGGCCCAUCAAGGCGGUGUCAAAUCAGACCCACACGACGUUGACUAGAACUGGAGUGCCCCUGACGACCGCCAACCAAACGUUUGAGGACUCCCACAUACCUGUAACGCAGUCACUGGAGGGCACUAAAGUUCACAGCCUUGAGCCCAACGGCACUAUCACGCUGAAGAAUCGUGAGAUUGGCACCACAAAAACGAUACCCGGCAACAUGGCGCAGUGUAAGCCAGUGACAUCCGAGCAGGACUACGAGCCAGGACAGUUUCCACUGAGUGCAGUCGAUGGCGCUGUAAGCACGAAAUGGCAGCCUAGGCAGGCCAACAUCACAUCCUCCUUGACCGUCCAGCUUGGUGGGCCACCUUUUGUCCCGAUCACCGAGAUCCGCUUCGACUGGGCACAAGCACCUCCAAAGAGCUACAAAGUCACCUUCCACAAUCUGUCAGACAUCACAGCAGUGCCGCCCGUCAAUGUCACGGAGAGCAAUGACGUCCAGGUCAGCGACCCUUACGAUGCCGAGACUGCAGAUCUCAUUCGUCCCUACAUGUCCAACACCACAAAUGUGACGUUGGAAACUCCUGUUUGGUCCGCGAGGUAUGCCACCUUGGAGAUCUCGGGUAGCCAUGCCAAUGACGGUACGGAGAAUGAGAAGAAUGGGACGGGUGCCAGUGUCGCUGAGUUUGCUGUGGUCUCCAGUGACGGAAAAAGUCUCGUUAUGCGGGUACCGGCAUACAGAACCCCCUUUUAAAUGCUAACGUGAAAUGAGAGACGAAAUAAUAAGAAGUAACGAAUACGCAUCUAGCGACUUGAAUUCAGUCGCUCGAAUUAAAGCUUU